Cyphellophora europaea CBS 101466 is the source of this 768-nucleotide messenger RNA. RefSeq lists its product as uncharacterized. Lineage: Eukaryota; Fungi; Ascomycota; Eurotiomycetes; Chaetothyriales; Cyphellophoraceae. The record is from RefSeq and is a predicted model, not a curated record. The coding region runs from base 1 to 768 and encodes 255 amino acids. The transcript has 2 exons.
AUGCAUGAUCUUAGCGGAAAAGUAGCCCUUGUCAUCGGCUUAGGUCAAUCAUCACCUCGAGGAUGGGGUAUUGGUUGUACGAUUGCAGUGCUCCUCGCUCGGCAGGGGGCUAUCAUUGUCGGUGGCAACAGGACUGUUGCGUCUGCUCACAUCACCAAAGAUCGCAUUGAAGCAGAGGGUGGUAAAUGCGAGAUCUAUGCCACGGAUGCGACGUCAUCAGCCUCGGUCGAAAAGCUGGUGAGCACAUGCAUGCAUCGUCACCGCAGGAUAGACAUUCUCAUCAACAAUGUGGGCAAGUCGGCGCUGGGCGAUCCUGCCACCAUGUCAGAGGACGUUUGGAACUCCCAGAUUGACCUAAAUCUGAAGUCAGGCGAUGGCAGGGUUGUCAGCAUAUCCAGCAUCGCUGGUCUCAGGUAUAUCGGCAAGCCUCAGAUUGGGUACUCUGCGACCAAGGCCGCUAUAGUACAGACCAUGAAAGCGACUGCGGUCAUGUACGCCAGUCGAGGUGUGCGACUCAACACGGUGGUGCCAGGGCUCAUGUAUACACCCUACACCGAGGAGCUGGCUGAGCGAUAUGGUGCUAGCGAACCAGAGACCAAGAAGGCAUACAUGAAGACCAGGAAGUCUCAGGUUCCGAUGGAGAAGAUGGGAGAUGCGUGGGAUGUGGCCCAUGCUGUGUUGUUCCUGGUAUCUGAUGAAGCCAAGUACAUUACCGGGACAGAGCUCCUGGUUGACGGAGGAAUUACUGCCUCGACAGGCCGUGCAUGA